CCUAUAUAAAAAAAUAAUGUAUGGCAAAAGAUUCCCAGCAUAGCCAACCUAAUAACAAAAUAAAUAAUGCAAUGGCAACACAAAGGCGGGAUUGUCAAUUGUGUCAAUUUUCUGUAUUUUCAAAAGUCAAAACUAACCGUGAAACGAAAAUGUAAUUCCGUGGACCGUGGUGUUUUUGUUUUCCAUGUUUCGUUUUAUUCGGUGUUCUUCAUCUGAGCAGUGCGUCGAGUUGAGCAAUUAAGUUCCUCCGUAGUGUUUCAUUUGUGUGAUAUUGUUAUCUUUACGUAUUCUCAUUAAUAAAAGACGUCGAGUUGAAGCAGCGUGCUCCUCCGUCUGCUGUGUCUUUGAGCAAUAUUAUUGAGAUAGAGACUCAUUAUGGAUGGAAAAAGCAGAGUCUGUGAAAUUUGUGGGGUCAGAGAACGACAUAGGCCUGGAUUUUUUGGCAAUUUCCCAAUUGAUGAACAAAGAUGUAGAACCUGGGUUAAAAUUGUUGGUAAAGAAGACCUACUGCACAUACCAAUAGAAAAACUUCGCCAAGUACGUUUUGUGUGUGGUGAUCACUUCAAAGCAAAAGAUUUCAACAAAAAAGGCAAUCGCUUGAAGAAAAGGGCCUACCCUAAGCUGGAGCUUUCUGCACAACCAUUGACUGAGCAUCAAUUAAAAGACUUCCCUCAACAUGUCGCAAGCAAAGCUCCCACAACCAUGGAUGACAGUACUAAAACUCCUGCAAUUGCCUCAUCAUCCAAACUGCAGAACCCAGAGGCAACAACCCAAAUUACAAUGACUUCAUCACCAAUUCCCAUGGAAGCGGUCCCUGCUGCACCCGUGCUAGCUGCAUGUAUCACAACGCCGGCACUCGUCAAAGGUAAUAUUAAUACUUGA
This is a messenger RNA of Leguminivora glycinivorella, 882 nucleotides long. RefSeq lists its product as uncharacterized. The record is from RefSeq and is a predicted model, not a curated record. The transcript is spliced from 4 exons. The coding region runs from base 376 to 882 and encodes 168 amino acids. NCBI's taxonomy places the organism in Eukaryota, Metazoa, Arthropoda, Insecta, Lepidoptera, Tortricidae.